This is a messenger RNA of Phacochoerus africanus (Common warthog), 10464 nucleotides long. RefSeq names its product cilia and flagella associated protein 46 (gene CFAP46). Gene Ontology annotation, biological process: axoneme assembly; cilium movement involved in cell motility. Lineage: Eukaryota; Metazoa; Chordata; Mammalia; Artiodactyla; Suidae. Bases 60 to 8504 code for a protein of 2814 amino acids. The transcript is spliced from 57 exons. The record is from RefSeq and is a predicted model, not a curated record.
CGGGCUGCGGAGAGACAACCAACCGACUUUGGGCAGCAGGAACUUGGGGCGCCGGCGCCAUGGACCUGGUCAUAACGCAGGAGCUGGCCCGCGCCGAGAGCCAGCAGGAUGCUGCCUCCCUGGAGAGGGCUUAUCAGCUGAUUAAGUCCGCCAACCUGGGCAAGUCGGAGUUCGACCCCACAGAAAGCUUCAGCCCCGACCUGUUUGUUUUGUGUGCGGAACAGGCCCUGAAGAUGGGGCGGCCCGGGGUGAGCCAGGACUGCAUCCAGAUGUACUUCAAGGUGAAGGGCCCCGUCACCCAGUUUCUGGGCCGAGCGCACCUGUGCAGGGCCCAGCUCUGUGCCCCCAAGUCCACAGAGGACAUGGAGGACUUUGAAAAUUGCGUGACUCAGUAUAUGAAGGCGGUCAACUUUGCAAGAGGAGAACCGAGGUAUCACUUCUUGGUGUACAAUGCAUCCGUCCUCUACUGGCAAAUGGUGAGGCCCUUCCUCAAGCCCGGAUACCGCCGCCACCUGAUCCCCAGCCUCUCCCAGAUCGUGAACGUGCUGAAUCAGAUCGAGGAGGAAGACAAGGACUGGCGGGCAGAGCUGAUGCUGGAGCUUCUGGAGUGUUAUCUGCAAGCGGGAAGAAACGAGGAGGCCGCGGAGUUCUGUGCCACCGCGGCGCCGUUCAUCCGAGCCCACGCGCCCCGCAGAUACCAGCAGGUGUUUGCUCGGAUGGUCCGACACGGGUUAACGGGGGAGCUGCAGUUGAAGGAAGAAACGCGGACGUCCGCCGGCCUGGCCGUCACCUUCCACAUCAACUCGCUGCAAGCAAGACUGGAUAAAAACGAUUUGCCUGGAGACAUCCCCGGAAUUCUGAGGGAGGCCUACGAAGACUUAGGCCGCGGCAGCCACGGGCGCGUCCCUUCCGCCGCUGAGGACCAAAUUCUUUUGCUUUUUGAAUUGGCUCACCUUUCUCUGACCUUGAAAUGUGAGGAGGUCUGCUCUGACUGCCUCUCGGACUUGAAGAAAAUGGACCGCAAAGACCCUGGCGAGCUGAUUGAAACGGAAUGCUUGGAGUGCGCGUUAGAAGCUCUAAGACUGGAGCGGAAAGUUAAAAUCUACACCCGAGAGGCCGUGGAGACCCAGCUGACGGUGAUACAGAGACUCGACCUCGCCCUCCAGCGAGCCGUCCGGCUGGGCGAGCCCCGGGUCACCCACGUGGUGUGCAGCACGCAGUGGAACGCGUGCCUCCCUCUGCUGCAGCACAACCUGCGGCACCACCUGCGGAAGCCGCUGACCAACAUCGCGGAGGCCCUGGAGACGGUGGACAGCCUCUUGGUCCCGCUCCGCUGCCAAGUGCACAUGGAGGUGGCGCACAUCGAGGAGGACGCCGACCGCCUGGAGCCGGCCAUGGAGCACCUGAGGAAGGCCAUGCUGCUGGACAGCCUGGGCCUCUACCAGGACGGGCUCAGGACGGCCUUCAACCGCCUGCGCCUCUGCACCAUGCUGUACCAGACCCCCGAGCGCGCCGAGGACAAGGCCACCAUGGCCAUCGAGCAGGCCAAGAAGGCCCUGGCCAAGGACAGCGUGCGCAAGAAGCGGGCCCUGCUGGUGAACGCGGGCCUGGCCCUGGCCCCCGACACCUUCCAGGUCGUGCUCGACAGCGAGAACGAGGCCAAAGUCUCCAUUGGGAAGAGCCGUGGCCGCUUCACCCACCUGUUCGCCAAGGCGCGGCACCACUCCCUCAGCGUGGACAAGGCCGCCGGACACCUGCGGCGCCUGGGGAGCAGGAACGACAAGGAGAGGAUACAGAUCUGGGCAGAGCUCGCCAAGGUGGCCCGGCAGCAGGGCGUGUGGGACGUGUGCCGUGCAGCCUGCCACUUCUGCCUGCUCUACGACAGUGUCAAGGUGAAGAAGCCGGCCAGGCUGAAGAGAGGAAAGAAGAGGAAGGGCGGGGAGGGUGCCAGGCAGGACUCCCGGAACCACUCGGACGCCGCCCUGCAGAAGCAGAUGUCCCCCAGCCUGCUGCGCACGGUCGCGGAGGUGGGGUUCAUUAGCGCCGAGGCCACCGUCCACCUGCUGCAGUCGGAGGGUGUGCAGCUGAAUGACCGCCCCACGCCCCCCAAGGACCUGAGCCAGCACCCAGUGGGCUACGUGCCUGAGCGCCCGGAGGACAACGCGGAGUGGGUCGUGUACCGGACCUGGAUAGAGAGCCUGUCGCAGCACGCCAUGAACAGCUGGCUGCGCUCGGCUGAGAUCGGACACGAGCUGCGAGAAGCGUGGAUCGUGCACAACGCCGUGGUCUACGUCCUCAACCACAACCAGCACCUCAUCAUGGCUGGGCGGCAGAGGGAGCUCGUGGACCCCUUGUACCACCUCCUGGGCCUUGUCAAGGCCACGGGCCACAGCGGAGACCCCGUGCUGCUGGCCGCGCUGUGCAGCGCUCUGGCCCGAGGCCUGAUCGUCACCUGGAUCCCGGCCCCGAUGCCAGAGAAAUCCAGAAAGCAGGCGCGCUCAAACCCGCUUCACACACCGCUGGACCCGGAAGCCGCCUCUGAAGUCAGGACUGCAGUGGAGGUCUGCGAGUUCGCCCUGAACCUGACCAACGGGACGGUGCCCGAGGACGCGGUGCCCAUCAAAGCCCGGCAGCAGCUCAUCGCCACCUGGGUGAAGGCCAAGCAGCUGCUUCAGCAGCAGGUCGGGCCCCGGCUGGGCACGGACGAGCAGGGCACCAAUGAGGACGUCACCUCUGUGACCAGGGUUCUCGUCGCCUUGGAGCUCUACUCCUGCAACGGGCUGGGCCUCAUGGACUUCACUGUCCCCCCAUUGGCCCAGCUGGUGAAGAUGAGCGCCGCGUGCAGCUGGUCGGACCCCCUGGUGGAGCUGCAGACGCUGACGCGACUGACCCACUUCAGCUACAUGGCCCGGGACCACGAGGCCACCAUGGCGUGCUCGCAGCGGGCCAUCCAGACGGGCGUCAAGUCCCUGCGGGCCUCCAGUCAGGCGGAGGCUCAGCUGGUGGCGGAGAUGCUGAGCACCGCGGCCUGUAUCCAGGGCCAGAGCAUCGUGGACAACCUCAAGGGCCGGAAGCAGCUGCGGCUGACGGCCGCCAAGGCCUUCAUGGAGGGCGCCAGGUUCGGGGGCCUAGCGGGGAGCAGCGCGCUCGUGAUGCUGGCCGCGCGGCACUGCUGGAACAGCUGGCUCCCGCUGCUGUCGUCCGCCGUCAGCAGGAGGCAGUGCAGGGGCCCCGCCCAGCGGCUCCUCAGCAUCAUCAGCAAGACGGAGGCCAGGAAGCAGGAGAAAGGACAGACGCUGCCCCUGCACCAGUGGCCUACAGCAGACUUCCACGGUGGAGGGGCCACCGACGGGCAUUUCCUCCCAGGGGCCGAGGACGACUUGACGCUGCGCGCCGCGCUCUACGGCCUCCUCUUCCACAGCUACGCCGACCAGGAUGACUGGGAGGGCGGCCUCAAGGUGCUGGACGAGGCCCUGCAGGUGCUGCCGCGGACCGCGCACCGCCUCUUGAUUUUCAAACACAUGGUCAUCGCGAAGGCCAAACUUGGCCAGAACUUUAUGAUGGAAAUUCAGAAAUUCAAAGACCAGAGUGAGGGCUACUUGGCACACAUGUGGCACCGCCUGGCCCUGAACUCCAGGAGUGUCCACGGGGAGCUGACCUGCUACCACAACGCCAUCCAAGCCCUGCAGAAGCCGGAGAGCGAGUGGCAAAAGUUUGACUACAUCAUGGAGUUUAGCCAGUGGCUGUAUCACAAACAGUUUCCUCUUGAAGACGUGAUCUUCCACCUGCAGUGGGCCGUCGACAUUCUGCUGCAGAUGCAGCAGGACAGGGGCACACCUGAGCCGGCAGAAGAGCACGCAUCCGCUCAGGCCACCCUGGAGGGUCCAGACCCCGAGGACGCCAGGACCACCUCCCUGGAGGGGCUGCGGAGUGUGCGGCAGCUGGAAGCGCUGGCCCGCGCCUACACGCUGCUGGCCCUGGUGGCGACCCCGAGCGACGCCCGCCACCAGGACUACUGCCUCAUGGCCUACACGUCCCUCUGCCGCAUCUGGCAGGUUUCUUUUUCAACAGCAGGAAGAUCCCUCUCAGAAAGUAAAAUCCCAACAGCAGCAAGUUCACAGUUGCUGUUGCCUAAAAAGGAGAAGGAGAAAAGCCAAGACCGAGAGAAGGACAAGGACAAGGGCAGAGGUCCCAAGCAGCUUCACAGCCCGGCUGCUGGCAGGCGACUUGAAGACCUACCAGCGAGCCUUGAAGAGUGGGCUUCCUACGCCUGCCCCGAAGAAGUGAUGGCUGUGUUCCAGCAGGAUCGAAGCGACUUUACUAUCAACCCAUGGAGUGUGGAGAAGCCGACCUAUGCUUUGUACUACGUGGACCGCCUGGUCAAGGCCCUGCAGGACGCCCUCCUUCCUGAGCUCACCAUCCCGGUCCUGCAGCUGGGGCUGCUCAUCGCGGCCUCUGUGGUGGAAAGCCAGAGCCUCGAAGGCCUCUACCACCUCCGGCUCGCCCUGGUCUGCUCUGACCUGAGGUUGAGGGAGGCAGCGAAGUACCACGAGGACGCGGCCGGGCAGGCGCACAUCACCGAGGUGGAGCAGGCCAGCUGCAGAAAAGAACUUGCCUUGAGAAAGGAGAGAAACAGGGGACCGCUAUUGGAAGAAAGUCUACCAACCCCGAGCGAGGCCCCGGCUCCCGCUCGGCAGGCAGAGAUGAAGCCCCUCGUGGCAGAGGACAAGCUUUUGAUGAUCAACCGAGAGACCGGCAAGGGCCUGGAUGGAGCCGCCCUGCCUCAGCUGUGGACCCUCAAGGCGGAGGUGCUGCUGGACAUGGGCCUGUACCAGCCCGCGAGGCUGCUCCUGUCGGAGGCCCACCUGGCCUUCCAGGAGCUCAACGAUCCCUGUGCAGAGUCGAAAUGCCUGCACCUGUUGGCGCAGUUGGCGAACAAGGAGAAGAACCACGGGCAAGCGAAGGAGCUGGUGGAGUGGGCCCAGCGUCUGGGGGGGGGCGCGGAGUUCUGGUACAGCUCCUCCCUGACGCUGGCCGAGGCGCUGCUGUCCCUGGAGCCGCUGGAGAGAAGAGAGGCUCAGGUCUGCCAGCUGUUCCAGAAGCUCAUAGGUACCUUCGACGUCCUCAAGAAGGAAAGACCCAACCAGAUGCCCAUGUUGGAAUUCAUGACCACGGACCUAGAAGCCAGGUGCGUGAGCCUCCAGAUCAGAGCCAUGCGGGAGCCCCUGGAGGACCCCCUUCUGCUGGCGGAACUGGGUGAUCGCUUGCUGGAAAUUGAGGAGAAGUUUCUCAGCUGCGGCUACACAGAGAGGGGCAUGGACAUGAGGCUGGAGCGCGCCAAGAUGAGGAGGUUAUCUGCCCAGAGUGAGAAAGACGAAGAACGAAGAAGUGCCUGUUACCUGGAAGUGUGUGACCUGGUCCAGAGGGCGGUCGCCGAGGAGGAGGCGGCGUUUCACCGCGUUCGGGGCCUGCUGUCCCUGCAGGAGUUACAGAACGUCAAUAGCCCGCUGAUGCGGCGGCUGGCGCGGCUUAAGUGCAGCCUGGUGGAGGUGUGUCUGGACCUGCUGCGGCUCACGUGGGAGGAGGCCCAGGAGCGGGAGCUGCAGCAGGGCUCCGUGGACCGGCUGCUGGCCGACUACCUGCGGAGCCCAAGCGACUACACGUCCGUUGGCCUGAAAUGGUUCACCCUGAAGCGGACCCUGACCCACACGGUGCUGGCCCAGCUGGGGAGCCUGCAGCCUCUGUGCGCCCGCUGCGUGGAGCUCCGCGCGCAGCUCCUGGGCCUGGCCGGGAAGGCCCUGCACCUGCUGGCCAUGCGCGCAGAUCCCGUGCGCCCCGCCUUCUACUGGGAGGAGAGCCCUCUGGCGGGUGCUGAGCCGAGCAGCCUCAGGUGUCUGGAGAGCAUCCCGGAGGAAGGGGACCAGGAGGGGCUCCACUGCGACCUGCCGGCCUCCAGGGCGGCCCCCGAGGAGCACAGCAGGGAGGGCUCGGAUCUGAAGGUUGGGAUGCCCGCCUCGCCAGCCCCGUGCUCCCAGCCCACGGAGCCCGCCCGAGCCCGCGCCUCGCAUCUGCAGAGGAGGAUGGCGCUGGCCCAGCGGUACCUGGCCCAGGCGUCCGAGGUGCUGCUGCAGUGCCUGCAGGUCGCCCUGGGCAGCAGCCUCCUGGACGUCGCUGCAGCCGCCAGCCUGGAGCUGGUGGAGUGCAGCAGCAACCUGGACCCCGCAGCCACCUGCCAGUUCCUGGCCCUGUCGCAGAGCUGCUCGGCCUCGGAGACCAUGCGGGACGUCCUGCUCACGGCCACGGCCGACACCAGCAGCUCGCAGCUGGCGGCGCUGCUGCAGCUCCAGCACAGGCUGAAGCACCAGGGGAGGAUGUCCAGCAGCCUGUUUGCCAGCGUGGAGCAGAAACUGGCCACCAUAUCCAAGGCUUGGCAAAACCUCCGGGUCACCGAACAGCAUUUUAACCUCUUGAACGAGAUUCCUCCCGCUUUUCGGAUCCUCUUUUUGCACCACUCGGGGGACAGGACUCAUCUGUACGGCGCCGCCUAUGAGAGACCCAAGCUCGUCCCUUCAGCCAAAGGCAAAAUGCUGCAGGUGGGGGGCUCCUGCAAGGUGGCUCGAGUGGCCACGAGCCCAGCCGCCUUCUCCUGCCUGUUGGCCAGCGUCCAGCAGUUCCGGGAGCAGAGCCAGUCCAAGGCAUACAGUGAGGACGUGGCCCUGAAUCCAGGCUUGAGUUUCUCCGAGGUCUUGAAGCUCAUGGAGGAGUAUCUGAGGCCACUGUUCCCCCUGCUCAGCUGCCUCCCGGAAACCAGAGCGCAGAUUCCCACGGUCGUUGCAGAUUUGGGGAAAUCCAAGGUGAAAGACAGGGAGAGGAAGGUGUCCAUGCCCCAGGUGCAGCCCGGGGUCGCAGACAACAUCAUCCUGAUUGCGGGCGGGCAUCUCCUGCAGCUGCCGUUGGAAGGUCUCUCUGUGUUUGACGAAGACACAGUCUCCUCCAUGUCACGAGAAUUUUCUCUCCAGAUGCUGUGGAAUCGCCUCCGUAAAGAGGAGACGGCAGAAGGGCGCGUGAGUAAAGAGAGCAGCGGCAAAGACCGCAGAAAGCGGAGCCGAGCGAAGAAGGGCCAGAAGGCCAGCCUGCCACGGGUCCCCCCCGCCAGCUGCAUCACUGUGGACUCGGACCACUUCAGAUUCGUCGUGGACCCCUACGAAGAGGCCCAGGGCGCCGAAGUGCUGACUCCUGUCUCCGUCACCCGGGAAAUUCUGGACAGAUUCGGAGACGCGUUCACUAUGAGAUGGAGGGGACAUCUGGGAAGCACGCACUUUCCAAGCCAGGCCGAGUGGGAGCAGCUCCUGGGCAGCUGCCAAGGCUUCUUCUUCUACGGGAUGGAGAACUUUCUGUCUCACAUAUUAGUGGAAAGGUUGGCUGCCAUGAACUUGGAAGAGUGCCAGAUGGCCGUCCUGCUGGACCUGACACGGUCCUACGAGAGCAUGCGACGGCACGUGGAGUCCUCCGAGCAUAAGAGCGCCCUGCAGCUGGCCUUGGAGGGGUCCACGGAGACCGCCAUCCUCCUGAGUCUGGUGGGUGUCAGGAGCAUCAUGGCGAACCAGUGGUGGACGGCCCUGCAGGACAACGCGAUGCGGGCCAUUGUCCUGUGGGAAAGUGAGCAGUGCCCGCGGCCCCUUCGGCCCCCUGGCAGCCCGCGGGGUGUCAGCGGCCCGUCUGUAGGGACGUCUCUUCCGCAGAUCUGCUGGCAGGUGGCAAGCCCAUCGGGAAGACGACCCGUCUCCUUCAGAGGAGGGGAGCCGACGAACUUCCACAGAACUGGAAGGACAAGCUGGUGCUCCCGCAGCUGCAGCUGCAGGGCUCGGAGCGGCUGCCCUUCAGCCUCAACCUGGUCCUUUAUGGGCUGCCCCACCAGGCCAUCCUGUGAUGAGCUCCCCGCCCAGCCCACCUCUGCCCACCCCUCCCCACCUGCAGGCACCUGUCCCCUUCCUCUGUGGGCUGCCCUACCAGGUGGUCCUAUGAUGGCCCCCCCCAGCCCGCCUCUGCCCACCCCUCCCCCCCGUGGCACCUGUCCCCCUCCUGGGGUCUUCCCAGCCAAGGCCCCCCACCCAGUGCUGCAAGGGCCCCCGGGGAAGGGAGGAGAACGCCUCUGGGGGUGCGGGGGAGGGCAAGGAAUGAAUGCAUCAGGCCCAACCGUGCAGCUGCCCAGAACCCCAGGUCCCCGCUGCCCCUCGCACUCCCAGCCGUGUGCCAUGGUAGCAGGCGGCCCUCCAGACCAGGCCGGUGGCCCUGGUCCCCAGCCCCUGGUGCCCUGGCUCCUGGGCGAGAAACGCCACUCUGUUUCGUGCUGUAGUAAAUGGCUGUGCUCACCUCUGAAUUGCAGGUCUGUGAUCCAGGCAGUGGGGGCCAGCACCUCCCACCCCCCUCAGAACAAAGGGGACACAUGGCCUCACCCCAGAGCUGUUCCUCCGGGGCAGGGGCUCACAUCUCAGCACAGGUGACCGUGAGCUCAGGGCUUCCAGGGUCCCAGCCAGGGACCCUGCCCACUCAGUCCCCUGGGGCUUCGCCAAGGAGGCGGGAAGGAGCAGGAUGACCCCAACCAGGCUUCAGCGCCACCCGGGGGGCUGCUCCUAAUGCCUCUUGGCACAGUGGCCGGGCCUGGGGCAGGUGCAGGCUUGGUCUGGCCUGUGAUCCAGCAGCCCCCACGAAGCUGUGGGGGACAAGAGGGGACAGGUCGGGCCCAGGCAGGGGUAAGAGCCAGUGAGCAGGCGGGGGCCGGGACCCUGUUGCCCCUGAAUGAAGGGGCCAGAAACGGCAAAGUUACCGCGCCAGGGACCCUCGGGUGCCGACCUGGGACGCCAACCAUUGUCCUGCCCUUCUGCCACCCCCACUUCUUCUCAGUCUGUGGUUACCUCUGACAACUGGGCUGGGAGCCCCUCAAGAGGGGCACCUGGCGCUGCCAGGCUGUGCUGGGUGGCAGGUGUUUGCUGAGUGAAUGAACGAACAGACAUGCCCUCGAGGCCGAGCCCCAGGAGGCCGCAGGCUCCGUAUGGGCGGUGGGGUGACACGGCUCCAAGAGCCGGGAAGUGGGUGAGGGGCCACCUCUGAGGGCACAGCCCCCACAACAGGAGGAGCAGCAGUCACCUCCCCCAGAGCUGAGUGUCAGCCGCCACCUUUGUCGCUGCUACGGACAAAGCGAGCCCUGGGAGAGGCCACUGCCCCAGAGGUGGACACUGAGCUGGAGACGAGGGUGGCUGGAGAAGGCCAGAUGCCAUGGUCCCCAGGCAAGGUCCUCUCCACGCCCCAGGCCAGCCAGGUCCACGUGAAGGCACAGGCACACAGGCUGGAGGGGCGGGGGUGGGUCCCAGCCCACCUCGCCUCUGCUGAGGCUGGGCCCAGAGAGCGCAGUCCGGGACUCUGCCCUGCUGCUCCGCUGCCCUCUCCCUGUGGCUCCGGCAACUCCUAACAGGCUCCGCGCACGGGUAGGGUGUCUGCACCAGGGUCUUGUCCCCCAGUGUCCUGGGGACUUCCGGCCUCUGGGCACUACCUCUGGGGCCUCCCGGCAGCCGGACACAGCCAACCUGAAGGCCAGAGGUUGCCCCCCCCCCCGGCCGAUGGUCCCUGGUCACCACCUGCACUGGGAGGCCCAAGGGGUAAGCCGAUGAGAGGUGGCACAUCCCUGGAGGGUUCCCCUGGUACCUGUGGGCAGGCACAGUGCUCUGCCCUGACCUUGUGUCCCCGACUACACCUGGCGAGGCUGCAUCCUUGGGCGAAGGGGGACCAAUACUGCGACUUCCUGGGCCGGGACACAGGACAGUCCACACGGCCCCGCAAAGCUCAAAUUAAGACCAUGUUGAGAUUUCACUACUUUAUCUACUGAAACAGUUGAAAUGAAAAAUAGUGACAAAAACCAAACGCUGGUGAACUCGCAGGAAAUUGGGUCUCCUGCUGGCAGGAAUCUAGAAGGGCACAGGCCCUCUGGAAGCCAGUUUGGCCGAUUUGUCUAAGCUGUGCAUGCAGUUAGCGCACGCCCCAGGCGCUUAUCCCAGAGAUGGGGCUGCGUGUUCAUACAAGCAGCCGCACGUGAAGGGUUGCAGCCGCUCCAUUCCGUCAGAGCAAAAGCUAGAAGCAACCCGAAUGCCCUCGCCUUGUGUCACUGAGCGAACCACCCAUGUACUUGGACCAUCACGACACAAAGGAAGCCACCCGCGGACCCGGAGCUGAGUAGAGGAGCCAGCAUCAACGAGGUCACGCGCCUGGUGGUGGUCAUGUGACCUUCUCGAAGGAUGGACGGGGUGCACAUGGGAGCCUUGGGGUGAAGCCAGGCUCUGAAACUUGGCUGUGAGAGUGACACACAUCUAUACGUGAGAUGACAUUUCACAAAAGACACAGACACACCUAGAUAGACAGAUACAGACGCACAGAGGCGCCCACAGAGAUACAUACAUGCAGAUACACAAC